CGCGGCGCCGGACGUGAUAAUCCGCCGACUCCGGGGCGGGAGGGAGUGUGGACGACGGACAAGAAAAGUUUGUGGGAGAGUAGUGGGAGCGCGGUGACUGGAGAUUUCGCUGCUCUUGAUUACUUUGCCUUUUAAUCUCCCACUCUCUUUUUGGAUCUGUUAGCAUGGACGCGCUAAAAUCUGCAGGGAGGGCUAUCAUUCGGAGUCCCAGCCUCGCCAAACAGUCAUGGGGAGGAAGCAAGCACAGGAAACUGCCGGAGAACUGGACUGAUACCAGAGAAACUCUUCUGGAAGGCAUGGUUUUCAAUUUGAAAUAUUUAGGUAUGACAUUAGUGGAGCAGCCAAAAGGAGAGGAACUGUCUGCUGCUGCUGUUAAACGGAUUGUGGCCACAGCAAAAGCCAGUGGGAAGAAACUUCAGAAGGUCACAUUAAAAGCAUCUCCAAGAGGCAUCAUUUUGUAUGAUAGUUCUACACAUCAGCUAAUAGAAAAUGUAUCAAUAUACAGGAUAUCAUACUGUACUGCUGACAAGAUGCAUGAUAAAGUGUUUGCAUAUAUAGCACAAAGCCAACACAAUGAAACUCUGGAAUGUCAUGCUUUCCUUUGCACCAAAAGAAAAGUGGCUCAGGCAGUAACACUCACUGUGGCACAGGCAUUCAGAGUGGCAUUCGAGUUUUGGCAAGCAGCCAAAGAAGAGAAAGAAAAAAGACUGAAGUCUGGAUCUGAUGGUGAAGUGGCCAGCAGUUCCCAGUCAGAAAGCUCAGCUAGCCUAGCAAGUCUGAGGGGAGGAGAAGUGGCCACUGGAAACCUGUUGGACUUGGAGGAUGGAAUGAUACCAACUUUAAAUGCAGAUAUUGGCGCCUGUCAUUCAGAUGAGAGCUUCACUCUGCACCAAAACACUUGUGUUAAUAACAACAUUGUAUGGGAAAUUGACGAUGGUCUAGAUGAAGCCUUCUCAAGCCGCAGUCUGGAUAGCUUUGAAUCGGCUACAGACUCGCUGAGUCUAGAACUAACCCCCAGGUCUUGGACAUUGGAGUGAACCCACAGGACUUUCAGACAGAGUGCCUUUCUCCCACAGACUGGGAUAAAGCAGAUAUGGGCACGAGUGACCGAGACGACAUCUUUAGCUUCUAAGAAUUACUUCUAACAAGUGGAGAUCCAGCGCCGCUCAAGGUUGUCUGUCUUGGAGAGACUGCUGCUAUAGCCACGAAGAAGCUUGAGCUGAAUUAAAGUGUGGACAUGGGAUACCAUAUAUAUUUAUAUUGUCCUCUCAGCUUCCAGAUGCUUCAGACCAAAGCAAUAAAACCUUUACAUCACUAUUUGUUUUUUUUUUUUUUUUUUUUUUUUUCUUCAGACACAGGAGUUUUGUCAUGUGGAAAAAUUUUUAUCUCGGCUCUUUGAACUUUUGCCUUUUUGGCAUCAUUGUUUAAUGUGUGUGUGUGUAUAUAUAUAUAUUCACCUGAGACUUUUUAUAGCUUUGCCAUCUUGAUAUUUAUAAACACUUUUGUAUUGCUUUAAAAGCAUCACAGCACAUUUUUUUCAGUAGUGAUUAGUUUACACUAUUUAUUCAGCAGUAGAUGUUUUACAAGAUUAGUUGACCUGCUGAUGUGCUUUUGCAUCUCUCACACCAAAUGAUCAGUGGAUGUUUUUUAAUUAAAGAUGAUUGGUAAGUUUAAUUGUUACUGGAAGCAAAAUAAUGAAAAGGUGCACUUUAAUAUACAGUUCUAAACAGAAUCAGUAUAACAAACUAAGAUUGUUUUUUAGUGCUUGAUAUGUUGCAGUUUAACUUGUUUUCCUUGAAGUGUGUGAAGACUCUGGAACCAACAUGAGGAUUUGUCUGGAAAUUUGUUUUAGAUUGGACUGAUGAAGUUUAAAUCCGACAUCUCAAUUGAGCUUUCACUUGCAGAAAGAGCUAAAUGGACAACUUGUCUUAGGUAAUCUGCAAAUAUCAAAGGCAAAGUGCUUUUAAUUUGCCAAAGGUACAACUGUCAAAGAUCCAAAGUCUUGUAUAUAGCUCAAACAAAUCUCCUUGGAUUCUAAAGGAACAGUUUUUUUCGUUGUCAAUAGUUCCUUAUGUAGCCUGUUGAAAUAUUUUUAUACCUUCUCACCUUUUUUAAAAUCACUGUAUUGUUGUAAUUUUUGGCUGUCCUUCCCCCACCAUAUUUUAAUAACAUCCAGUGCCAGUUACCUAUGUACCAAAUCAAUCACCAAAUAAAAUGUAUGUGAAAAGGUUUCCUUUCUUACUCACUAUUGCCUUGUGUACUGUGGGAAUUGAAAAGCUAGUUUAGUUUUCAAACUAGAGUAUGCCAUCUUACUACAAUGUGCACACUCCAAAAUACUUUAUUGUCCAUAUCCAGCUAUCAAGUAGUUUAUGAGCUAACUUGGCAAUGUCUGAAAUGUACAGCAUUAUAUUCUAUUCCUAUUUUCCCUUCCCUACUUAAGCACUUCACUGUUAAUGCUUUUGUUAGAUUAAGAGUGUGGAUGACACUUGAACUUAAUUGUUGAUUUGAUCAAGCAAACUAGAACUGCAUAAAGCCAUGCUUUUUGCCUACAUCUAGCAUAUAAUGGAUGUGUGGCAUUACAUUAUACAAAAGAAUUUUGCUGUUAAUCUAGAUUGUUAAAUGAAAAAUAGUCUCUGCUGUUCUGCUUCUUUCAUUAUAUUACCUGUGCUUAUUUAUCCAUCCAUCCAUCCAUCCAUCCAUUUUCCAACCCGCUGAAUCCGAACACAGUGUCACGGGGGUCUGCUGGAGCCAAUCCCAGCCAAUACAGGGCACAAGGCAGGAACCAAUCCCGGGCAGGGUGCCAACCCACCGCAGGGCACACACAAACACACCCACACACCAAGAGCACACUAGGGGCAAUUUAGAAUCGCCAGUCCACCUAACCUGCAUGUCUUUGGACUGUGGGAGGAAACCCACGCAGACUUGGGGAGAACAUGCAAACUCCACGCAGGGAGGACCCGGGAAGCGAACCCAGGUCUCCCAACUGUGAGGCAGCAGCGCUACCCACUGCGCCACUGUGCCGUCCUUGCUUAUUUAUCUUCUGUUUUAUUGAUUUAUGGGAAUAUCAGUCUUAGACUUUAAGCGAGGUUCUUUUCACUGCUUUAACUCUUCAAAACCCUAAGCUAUUUUUCAGUCACCUUUACCUAUUUUGAAGCUUUUUCUUUAAGUGACAUGUUGACUCUGUCAGUGUAGCCCUGAACUCAAUUCAGUGCUAUUAAAUUAGAGAAACUAUUUAUUGAUCUAGCCACCUGCAUUCUGUUUACCAACUUCCAGUGCUGUUGAGCCAUUUAUGAUAAAUCUUUUCUGCUGAACCUAAUAUCAGAAAACUUGCAUUUUAGAAUUCAAGAUUAGUGUGUUUCAAAACAAUCCACCCCCUAAAGAAACCCUUGGCAGGUCCCUGUUGAGAGCUUUAGAGUGUGGCUCAGAUAUAACCUUACAUGGUCAGCCAAAGGGCAACUGCUUUAAAAAGUGUUGUACUAAUUAAGCUUGAAAUAAAACAAA
Messenger RNA from Erpetoichthys calabaricus (reedfish), 3501 nucleotides. RefSeq names its product low density lipoprotein receptor adaptor protein 1b (gene ldlrap1b). NCBI's taxonomy places the organism in Eukaryota, Metazoa, Chordata, Cladistia, Polypteriformes, Polypteridae. Gene Ontology annotation, cellular component: early endosome. The record is from RefSeq and is a predicted model, not a curated record. The transcript is spliced from 10 exons. Bases 165 to 1037 code for a protein of 290 amino acids.